Messenger RNA from Daldinia childiae, 273 nucleotides. Its product is annotated as Dolichol phosphate-mannose biosynthesis regulatory protein. Bases 1 to 273 code for a protein of 90 amino acids. Gene Ontology annotation, cellular component: dolichol-phosphate-mannose synthase complex; endoplasmic reticulum membrane. The transcript has 3 exons. Gene Ontology annotation, biological process: GPI anchor biosynthetic process. The record is from RefSeq and is a predicted model, not a curated record. Gene Ontology annotation, molecular function: enzyme regulator activity. Lineage: Eukaryota; Fungi; Ascomycota; Sordariomycetes; Xylariales; Hypoxylaceae.
AUGCUCGGCACUCUCGUCGGUUUAGCCAUGCUGGUGGCCGCCUCCGUCGUCUUUCUCUACUAUUCGAUCUGGACGUUGGCUAUGCCCUUCGUCGAUUCAGACCACCCCCUCCACAACUUCUUCCCGCCGCGGGUCUGGGCUAUUCGUUUACCUGUUAUCCUCAUCCUACUCGGAUGCGCCGUUGUUGGCUCGUUCCUGAGCGUCGUCAUGAUCCGUAGCAACAGGAAGAAGGCUGCUAAGGCUAAGGCCGCAGCAUCUAAGAAGAAGGCGUAG